Messenger RNA from Anguilla anguilla (European eel), 1795 nucleotides. Its product is annotated as olfactory receptor 52Z1-like. Bases 208 to 1239 code for a protein of 343 amino acids. Gene Ontology annotation, molecular function: olfactory receptor activity. Lineage: Eukaryota; Metazoa; Chordata; Actinopteri; Anguilliformes; Anguillidae. Gene Ontology annotation, biological process: G protein-coupled receptor signaling pathway. The transcript is spliced from 4 exons. The record is from RefSeq and is a predicted model, not a curated record. Gene Ontology annotation, cellular component: membrane.
GUCCUCCAAGGCGAUGCUGCUGAUGAGCUGGGGAAAGAAAGCGGUGGCACCCAUCAGGUCGUUGACGGGCAGGUUGAGGAGCAUCAGAACCGGAACCGGGCAAGCAGACAGAAGAGGGCCAAUAUCAGGACCAGGUCCAUCAGCCACAUCCCCAUGACGAUCUUCAGCAGGGGAACACACAAGGGCCUAUAAAAAAGGAACCAUUGAAUGGAACCGCGAGAGAGGACCAAUGGACGGGCCAUGGCAUCCACACAUUCAGUGGGUCUGACAGAAUUUCUCAGGAAAACCAGCAUGAGUAACGUGACCUACAACAAUCCCAUCCUGGAGAUCGAGGGCAUUGACGUCCCCCAUCUUUUCAUUUACCCAGUGUUUGUCCUAGUGUUGGUAAUCUACCUGAUCAUCCUGACCACCAACAUAGGGGUCAUGCUGCUUAUUAUGAUGAACAGGAGCCUGCACCAGCCAAUGUACCUGCUGUUCUUCAGCCUGUCCUUCAAUGACGUCCUGGGCAACACGGUGCUUCUGCCGCGGCUGAUGUUGGACGUGGUCUCUACCGACAGGUCUAUCAGCUAUGCCUCGUGUGUCUCCCAGGCCUUCUUCAGCCACACCUAUGGCACGUCCUGCCACACGGUGAUGAUGAUGAUGGCUUUCGACAGGUACGUGGCCAUAUGCCACCCUCUGAGGUACACCUCCAUCAUGAGCCCCGCCAUGGUGGCUACACUGACUGUGUCUGCCUGGAGCACAUCAAUAACGCUGGUGUCCAUCCUGCUGGCUCUCACCAUACGGCUAACGCGUUGCCGUUCUGUCAUUCUCAAUGCCUACUGUGACAACGCGUCCCUUUUCAAGCUCUCCUGCCAGGACGUGAGCAUCAACAACAUCUACGGUCUGACAUUCACUGUUGUCCUUCUUGGCUCCUCCAUGGGCAGUGUGGCCUUCACGUAUUUCAGGAUCCUGGUCAGCUGUGUCUCCAGAAAGAACAAGGAGCUGAACAGGAAGGCCCUGCAGACCUGUGCCACACACCUGGUCCUCUACAUGAUCAUGCUCUGCUCCGGCUUCCUCGUCAUCAUUUUGCAUCGUUUCCAGAUAGACAGCAAGUACCGGAAGAUGGCGUCUAUUCUCUUUCACAUCCUUCCCGCCAACAUGAACCCCAUCAUAUACGCUAUGCAGACCAAGGAACUAAAGACCAAAAUUGUGCAGAUACUUCAUUCAAAAGUAACCCAGCUGCAGAAAUUUGAAAAUUAGCCUCUGAGUUACCUCUUCCACAAUAUACUGGAUGCACUUACAGAUAUGUUCAUGCAGUAUGCAGUUAUAGAGUUCCUGUCCUCUUUUAUAUCAAUGGGAAGUGUGACUUGUUUUCAUUUAAUACAUAAUCGGUGAUAAUAACAAAGAGAGUCUAUUGUAUAAUAAAGAGUUUGCAAAUGUAUUCAUGCCUUAUUUGGUUGACAAGUCAGUCUGUAAUUUUGAGUUUUGUAUGCAAAUAUAAUUUGAUAAAUACAGUACGAUAAAUUACACGUAGCUGAGAUGGCAUAUGAUAGAAUGUAUUAUCCGCUUCUACUUUGUUGAAACCAUUUUAGCGAGCAUAUUUCUGUCCUUUCAUUAUAAAACAUUUAGACAGUUUUGUAAUUCUGGUGGUGCCGUCCUAUAGAACUCCACCCCACUGCAAAAGUAAACUUGUGUAGCAAACUUAUCUCAUAAAAUAAGCCAGCUGGUUCUCAGUGUAACUAAUGUUUCUUACUGUACCAAGGUCAUGAGUCAAAUCAUUUAUAUGUAAAUGAAAAUAAAAGAGAAAUAUAUACAA